UAUUUUUUUUAGAUAUGACCAAUGUAUGCUUCGCCCCCUCAUGCUCAAAUCCUGGCUCCGCCCGUGGAUGAGUGUGGAAGGAAGCGAGGAUGGAGAUUAGUAGCCUCGCUACACGCAAAUGCUUCCAAGAUUUCAGGGUCAGUGAUCCCUCCAAUAACAACUGCCGAGGCUCCUUCAAAACAACGAUCAUCACGACAAAUCGCGCCAACAGCUCCUCUGGAUAUUGUAGGUGACACCAUUGCAUCAGUAUUCACGAAACGACUCCUUGGCGAUCGAUCGCGGGAGCGAUCGAUUCCGACCGCGCGGAGCGCGUCCCUUUCUAGCUCGUUUCCUUAUUUGGAAAAUCCCACCCGGCCGCUAUCUAUCCCCUUUUCCCUUUCGCCCUGCCGCUUCCCCUCUUGGCCGGCGGCUCCUCCCUCGCAGCAGCGACCAAUACGGCGAGACGCCGUGGCCGCGCGAGCGCCCGCGAGGUCAGCGGCGAAUAGGGCGAGGCGCCGCGGCCGCACAAGCGCACGCGAGGUCAGCGGUGAUUACGGCGAGGCGCCACGUCCGCACGGGCAGCAGCGGCCAAUACGACGAGGCGCAGCGGCCGCACGGGCCCCACGAGGUCCAGGGGCGGCUGCGGCCAAUUCGGCGAGGCGGCGGCUGUCCGGUGGCCGUACGUCCUCCUGCCUGGGCUCGAACUGCGGCCGUGCGUCCCCACCCGCAUCAACAAGCUUCCCAGCGCCGUCCGCGUCGCCUCCGAGGAUGUCCCGGUCGGAGUUGCAACAGACCCACAACACAGAACUCAGCCCUGGAUAGGUCUUCAGGAGCUGAGUUAUUUUACAUCAGUCUAUCUUAGGGUAACGCGAGUCGAGGCGGACGUCGUCGCGGUAGCGACGACGGACACCGAGACGAGCACGUAACACCAUUUCCAUCCUAUCUAUCUUAGGGUAACGCGAGUCGAGGCGGACGU
Messenger RNA from Aegilops tauschii subsp. strangulata, 955 nucleotides. NCBI's taxonomy places the organism in Eukaryota, Viridiplantae, Streptophyta, Magnoliopsida, Poales, Poaceae. The record is from RefSeq and is a predicted model, not a curated record.